Mus pahari (shrew mouse) is the source of this 2184-nucleotide messenger RNA. It is a transcript of the gene Yipf6, whose product is annotated as Yip1 domain family member 6. Gene Ontology annotation, cellular component: trans-Golgi network; membrane. The record is from RefSeq and is a predicted model, not a curated record. The transcript has 8 exons. Gene Ontology annotation, biological process: endoplasmic reticulum to Golgi vesicle-mediated transport. The coding region runs from base 874 to 1584 and encodes 236 amino acids. NCBI's taxonomy places the organism in Eukaryota, Metazoa, Chordata, Mammalia, Rodentia, Muridae.
GCAUCGCUGUUGAAUGCUACUGGGCUCCGCUAAGUUUAGCUGGAGCCUCUGGGCUCGAUUGUGUUCGGCUGUGCGCUGCUGGGCUCAGCUGGGUUCGGCUGUGAUCCGACUAGGUUCAGCGGUGCGCUGCUGGGCUCAGCUGCGUUCGGCUGUGAUCGGGAGUAAGCGGACUAGGUUCAGCGGUGCGCUGCUGGGCUCGGCUGUGUCCGGCUAGGUUCGGCUGUGCACCUCUGGGCUCUGCUACGUUCGGCCGGGAGCCUCUGGGCUCGAUUGUGUUUGGCUGUGCACCGCUGGGUUCGGCUAAGUUCGGCAGUGCAUCGCUGGGCUUGGCUGAAUGCCACUGGGCUCCGCUCAGUUUCGCAGGAGCCUCUGGGCUCCAUUGGGCUCGGCUGCAUUCAGCUAGGAUCGGCUGGGCGCCUCUGAGCUCCAUUGUGUUCGCUGUGUGUUGCCGGGCUCGGCUGUGUCCGGCUAGGUUCGGCUGUGCACCUCUGGGCUCUGCUACGUUUGGCUGGGAGCCUCUGGGCUCGAUUGUGUUUGGCUGUGCACCGCUAAGUUCGGCUAAGUUCAGCUAGGUUCGGCUGAAUGCCACUUGGCUCGGCUGAGCUCGGCUGGAGCCUCUGGGCUCGACUGGGUUCGGCUGGGCGCCGCGGGGCUCGGCUGAGCUCGGCUGGAGCCCUUGGGCUCGAUUGGGUUCAGCUGGGCGCCGCGGGGCUCGGUUGAGCUCGGCUGGAGCCUGGGGCCCCGCGGGGCGUGCUGGCGAGUCUAGGCUGCGCUCUCAGUGGGCGUGAAAGGCGGAGCGCCACCUAGCGAAGCCGCGCCCCCAAAAGGUUUCGCAAAGACGCAUGGGAGGGGAGCCAUCCGAGGUUUAUCAAGAUGGCGGAAGCGGAGGAUUCUCCGGGAGAACAGGAGACAGCGGCCUCCAAGCCCCUGUUUGCAGGGUUGUCUGAUGUGUCAAUUUCUCAGGACAUUCCCAUAGAAGGAGAGAUUACCAUCCCCUCCAGAGCUCGUGCUCAAGAACAUGACAGCUCCACACUAAAUGAAUCCAUUCAUCGGACCAUUAUGCGAGAUCUAAAAGCUGUGGGAAGGAAAUUUAUGCACGUUUUAUAUCCAAGGAAGAGUAAUGCCCUGUUAAGAGACUGGGACUUGUGGGGCCCAUUGAUACUUUGUGUGUCACUUGCAUUGAUGUUACAGAAAAGUUCCAUUGAUGAGAAGAAGGAUGGCGGAGGCCCAGAGUUUGCAGAAGUAUUCGUUAUCAUCUGGUUUGGGGCAGUUACCAUCACCCUAAAUUCCAAACUUCUUGGCGGAAACAUUUCUUUUUUUCAGAGUCUCUGUGUAUUAGGGUACUGCAUUCUUCCUUUGAACAUCGCAAUGCUGAUCUGCCGCCUGCUGCUUUUGGCAGGACAGGGACCAAUAAACUUCAUGAUUCGGCUUUUUGUGGUGUUGGUGAUGUUCGCUUGGUCCGUGGUAGCAUCUACAGCAUUCCUUGCUGACAGCCAGCCUCCAAACCGAAAAGCCCUGGCAGUGUAUCCUGUCUUUUUAUUCUACUUUGUCAUCAGUUGGAUGGUACUCACGUUCACUCCAUGAAUCAGGAUACACACAUUCAAUACCAAUGAACUGAAGGCUCACCUGAAAGAUAAUGCUUACCAACAACAACUUCCCCCCACUUUGUUCAAUUGUUGGGGUAUUAAAAGGGAGCCACAUGCCACUGUUGUCACUUAUAUAAGAAACUGAUAUUUGCAAGGUUGUCCUUUUCCUCUUAAUGUUAUUCUUUUCAAAUACUUGUACAUACCAUACAUAGUAACAUGCCUCCUUAAGGCAUGAUGAAGCUAUUCAUGUCAACCAGUGACUCGAGCAAGUGGAUCCACUCUACAGAUUACAAAGAGUUGGUGACCAUCUUCAGCUUGGAGAAUAUUUGUUCAGGUGCAGCUCUUAAACACAUUGCCUUAUGACUUAGAAUAUGCCUCUUUUCAUAAAUAACAGUCUGUAUUCAUUUAUUGUCUUUUCUCCCCCAAACUUGAGACGGCAACAAGAAGAGGUUAGGAACGAGGUUUGUAGAUGUGGGAAGAGAAAACAUGUUAACUAGUUUCAGAUUUUGAUCAGAGGUACUGCUAUACUUAUUUUGUCAUUUGUUUUUUAGCAAAUAACAUCUAAAGAACCAGCUUUUAAAAUAUUUUUGUAUACUUA